Molecule: messenger RNA, 1428 nt
Organism: Lolium rigidum
Lineage: Eukaryota; Viridiplantae; Streptophyta; Magnoliopsida; Poales; Poaceae
Product: probable 6-phosphogluconolactonase 2
Exons: 5
Coding region: 265-1089 (274 amino acids)
Biological process (GO): carbohydrate metabolic process; pentose-phosphate shunt
Molecular function (GO): 6-phosphogluconolactonase activity
Source: RefSeq, a predicted model, not a curated record
AAACAGGGGGUGAUAAAGCCACUUGUAGAGCGGAGGCGACACAGAACAGAGCAGGAAGGGAAGCAAAGCAAAGGGAAAAAAAGGAGGCAGAGGGAAGCACGUAAUUCAUAGAGAAUUCAGAUCAAAACAAGGAGAAGAAGAGGAGGCAGCAGAGCGAGGCAAAACAAAUCUGCCAAUGCACAGCUCUGGACUAUUUGGUGUAGCAAAUUAGCAAUACCUUGAUAUAGAACCCCGGGCAGAAGCAAAGUGACAAUAGAAAGAGAAAUGGCUGCAUAUGAACCAAAGAAGAACAGUGAAGUAAGGAUAUUUGAGAGUUCAGAUGAGAUAGCAACAGAUCUGGCUGAGUAUAUCUCACAAGUUUCAGAAAUUUCUGUGAAAGAAAGGGGAUACUUCACUAUUGCCCUAUCUGGAGGCCCCCUUGUCAGUUUCUUGAGGAAACUUUGUGAAGGGCCAUAUAACAAGACAGUGGAUUGGUCUAAGUGGUACAUAUUCUGGUCUGACGAACGUGCUGUAGCAAAGAACCAUGCGGACAGUAACUAUAAGUUAACAAAAGAAGGAUUCCUAUCAAAGGUACCUAUUCUCAGUAGUCAUGUCUACUCGAUAAACGACAAUGCCACAGUUGAGGAUGCAGCGACAGGUUACGAGUUUGUCAUCAGGCAGCUGGUGAAGGUCCGCACGAUAGGAGUCUCAGAGAGCACAGACUGCCCCAAGUUUGAUCUCAUUCUUCUCGGUAUGGGCUCUGACGGACAUGUUGCCUCACUUUUCCCUAACCAUCAAGCCCUUGAGCUGAAAGACGACUGGGUCACCUACAUCACUGACUCUCCGCAGCCUCCCCCUGAGAGAAUCACCUUCACCCUUCCUGUAAUAAACUCAGCAUCAAACAUAGCAAUCCUAGCGACAGGCGUCGACAAAGCAACUGCGGUUCAGUUAGCCGUGUAUGACAGUAGCGAUGGCCCAGACACCCCCACGUCAGUGCCUGCCCGGAUGGUUCAGCCAACAGACGGGAAGCUAGUGUGGUUUUUGGACAAGGCAGCAGCCUCAUCACUCGAGUUGUCAGACGGUGCCUACGAGCAUCACCGUGAGUACUAACUCAGAAGGACUGAAGAUUCUUUUGCUGUGUAUGAAGAUGUGUAAGUAGGUGGUGAAUCAUGGAGGGACGUUUGCUCUCCCCUGUAGCUCUCAAUACCUCUGGUCUUCGUGUUAGUCCAACGGAAACAUAGAUGGUUUUGUGCGGCACCAUGUUUAUGUGAUGUUGAGGCUCUAGGAGAUGAGAACACUAAACCUGAUUUGUGGUCAGUUAUGAUGUUAUGUAAUCCAUUCUCUAUCUAGUUGAAAUUAGAUUCUUUUGCUAGUAUGUAGCCAAUCUUAUGUGGUUAUUUCAAUGUAAAACUGAAGCCGAAACUAAAAUUCGUCUGGCUUUGCUUGAUU